AUGGGAAUGAGCUGCUGGGUUGGAAGCCACACCGACGCUGCCAGAGGUGAGAUUAACUGCUUGCAGUGUCAUCCAUCAGUGCCCAGAAGUGUCACCCAGCAGUGUCGCCUGUCAGUGCCCAGCAGUGUCGCCCAGCAGUGCUGCCCAUCAGUGCCACCCAUCAAUGAUGCCCAGCAGUGUCGCCUGUCAGUGCUGCCCAGCAGCGCCACCUGUCAGUGCCCAGUAGUGUCGCCCAUCAAUGAUGCCCAGCAGUGCCGCUGAUCAGUGCCAUCUGUCAGUGCCUCCAGAAGAGACAGAAGUGUGCAGUCCAGUCAUCUGUCAGUGCUG
Messenger RNA from Staurois parvus, 327 nucleotides. Lineage: Eukaryota; Metazoa; Chordata; Amphibia; Anura; Ranidae. The record is from the annotation of a GenBank genome assembly.